UCAACAUGUGACGCUAUACGGUGGCCCGCUUUGCCUUUACAGCGAAAGUAUCGUAAUUUAAUCUAAUACUUGUUUAGCCUAAUAACAGCUACUGUCGAAUCCUACGACUUCAACAUCACUACGCAGUGUGUUAUUACCUGCGCCAUUAUACUAUUUGGUACUACUGUGUAAUCAUCAAACUAUAAACCUACAGUGUAAUAGCGAAUGGAUUUUUGCCCUUCAUCUAACCGUAGUUAAACGCAUGCGCAUUACGUAUUUUAUGUGACGCCUGAUUCGGUGCAAUAGUGUUGUUCACGACUACAAGUCAAACUACAAGUCUUUGUAGUUUGAGGGAAAGCAGUACACAUUUCUACACAUAUCUUAUUUUUUAUUGAUUUCAUGGCUCUCAGGGGUUGUUGGAGAUACGCUGGUGUAAUACCAAGGUUGUUGUUGUUGAACAGUGAGGGCGUUCAUGUUGCCUGUCUCUCAACAAGACCACUGGGAAGCCUUCCUAACACUCGCUCCUCUAUUUCAGAUGUGCUGCCUACUAAAUGGUCAAUACGCAAUUUGAGCUCCACAACAAACACAGAUGUGAGCUACGAUCAGCUCAAACAGGAUCUUGCUGGUCGGACUGCUGUGGUCAUAGAUGUCCGGGAGCCGUGGGAGCUUAGGGAGUAUGGCACCAUCCCAGGCUCCAUUAACGUUCCUCUGGCCCAGGUAGAUGCCGCCCUCCAACUUAACCCUGAAGACUUCAAGGAGAGGUAUGGAGGUGAUAUGCCAGAGCCGGCUGAUAAGAUCGUCUUCUCCUGCCUUGCUGGCAUCAGGAGCAAGAAGGCGCUAAACACGGCCGCACUGCUGGGAUACAAAGAUGUUCUGCAUUACCCUGGUGGAUGGCAAGAAUGGGCACAAAAUGAGCAGCUUAAACCUAAUUGAUAGUGCGUGAACUGCAGUGCCAUAUGGCAAUUUCCUUCAUGCAUCGCUCACCAAUGUUAAGGUUUAACGUGACUAUGAAUGUCCGUGGCCAGGACUGUCCGGGCACUUCACGAAUGCCUCAUCUCAGUGACUAAAUUCUGCUUAAAAUGCCAAGAAAAUCCUGUUUCAAUAUGACGGAAUACACUACGCCGAUCAGUCUAUAUGUUGGUGCCUCAAUACUGAAAAUGAAAGCGUAUUUGGCAAAGUCAUUAUUUGCUUGCAAUAAAGCAGUAACGCUUAUUUGAUUUAAUAAUUUAUUAUACAUUUUUAAACAAUCUACUGUCAGACCAGAGGGUUCAUGAUCGUCGUUGAAGCUUUCGACAAUGCGAACUGCUAGCUCCUUUUGUCUCAUAUUUAUCUGUACUCAACACUCAAAAAGCAAUACUUUACAAACUUUACAAAUGAUUUUGUAUAAGAAUCUACUAGUACACAGGUUGGUCAUUAUUUCAGCUAUUGUUUUUGUUUUGAUAUGUCUAUAUUUAAGCAUUCAUUCUUAACCAGCAACUGCCAUUUUCAGAGAAUCUAUGCAAAUGCCUAUCGCUUUAGAAUUGAUCUGAAAUCAUUAAAUGUGAAAUUUUGAUUCAGUAUUUUGAGUUAACAUAUGAGUCCUAUAUUUAAUUCUUAAAAUUAAAUAUAGGACUCACAAAUUCCUUGUUGCCAGUAUGAUUCAAUAAAAAAAAUUCAAUUGGA
This is a messenger RNA of Gadus morhua (Atlantic cod), 1641 nucleotides long. It is a transcript of the gene tstd3, whose product is annotated as thiosulfate sulfurtransferase like domain containing 3. The coding region runs from base 379 to 912 and encodes 177 amino acids. The record is from RefSeq and is a predicted model, not a curated record. The transcript is spliced from 4 exons. Gene Ontology annotation, molecular function: thiosulfate-cyanide sulfurtransferase activity. NCBI's taxonomy places the organism in Eukaryota, Metazoa, Chordata, Actinopteri, Gadiformes, Gadidae.